Striga hermonthica is the source of this 957-nucleotide messenger RNA. Lineage: Eukaryota; Viridiplantae; Streptophyta; Magnoliopsida; Lamiales; Orobanchaceae. The record is from the annotation of a GenBank genome assembly.
AUGGCAAACAGCUCCGGCAGCGAUGUGGAGGCCGGAUUCGCGAAGCUUCAGGGCGAGGACUUCGAGUACUACAUGCAGACCUACUCCAUCAUCCUUGGCCGCAACUCCAAGAAGUCCACCGUCGACGUCGACCUCUCCUCCCUCGGUGGUGGCAUGAACAUCAGCCGCCACCACGCCCGCAUCUUCUACGACUUCCAUCGCCGCCGCUUCGCCCUGGAGGUGCUCGGCAAGAACGGAUGCCUCGUCGAGGGCGUCCUCCACCUACCUGGCAACCCUCCUGUCAAGCUGGACUCGCAGGACCUUCUGCAGAUUGGGGACAAGGAAUUCUACUUUCUGCUUCCGGUGAGGAGUAUUCUAGGGGGCCCGAUCGGCCCCAGGCAUCACGUGGCUAAUCAUCAUUAUCACGAUGGUCAUCAGAGUCGGCAUCAGCAGCAGCAGCGUCAUUUAGGUUUGCCUCCAGUUUUGGGUGGUGGAGUGUAUGGGAAGAAGGGUAGAGUGAGGGAAGAGUAUUAUGAGGGAGACUAUAAUGAGGAGGAUGAGCUGGGGAGGAGGACGAGGAGGAUUGAAGCAGGGGCUCCCGGGCAAUUGGAUAAAAACGUUGAUGGACGAUCACGGGUUAACAGGGAAGCUGACAACAAUCAGCUCCUUCAGUUAGAGGAAAAGGAUGUUGUAUCAUCAGUGGCUACUGUCCUGUCAGAUUUAUGUGGUCCUGGAGAAUGGAUGCCCAUGGAGAAACUUCAGUCUGAGUUGAUGGAACAAUAUGGGAAUGUCUGGCAUCAUAGUCGUGUGAGGAGAUACCUCACAUCCGAGGAUUAUUCAGUCCCUGAGGCCCAAGAAAAGCCAUGGUAUGGACUCCUUGUUCUGUUAAGGAAAUACCCGGAGCACUUUGUGAUCAACACAAGAUCGAAGGGCCGAAUCACACAGGAGUUCGUCUCUCUUGUCUCACUUAUCUCAUGA